This is a messenger RNA of Brienomyrus brachyistius, 1209 nucleotides long. RefSeq names its product HOATZ cilia and flagella associated protein (gene hoatz). Gene Ontology annotation, biological process: cilium assembly. The transcript is spliced from 7 exons. The record is from RefSeq and is a predicted model, not a curated record. Bases 186 to 662 code for a protein of 158 amino acids. Lineage: Eukaryota; Metazoa; Chordata; Actinopteri; Osteoglossiformes; Mormyridae.
UGCCAAUCAGCCCGCUUCGUCCCAGUUAGCGAGCGCCCAGUUUCCCGCUGUCCAAUAAGUCCCGCUCCUGCGAGCGCUUAGUUUGAAGUUCUGCCGCCGCUACCGCUAUAAAGCCGACGCCAGCGCAUGGGACUGCGGCACAGACGCGGAGGGGCUGGUCACUGCAAGCGGCCGCUGUCACAGGCAUGUCCGAACAGUUGGAUGCUGAUGACUUUGAUGAACUGGAUGCAUUUUUCACCGUUUUUGCCGGAUCCUCCAUAGAGGAUGUGACCUACGCCAAAGUCUUCUGGAGUUCCGUCACUUUACAGCCGCCUCUUGAAUCCCGCUUGGUUUCUGCGAGUAUUAGUCAGCGGCUUAAAGUAGCGGGAGAUCCCCAGCCCUCUCUUGAACAAUCUACACCGAACAAAGCAGAAGAGGAGGACCUGCUGGAGACAGCACACCGCAGGCAGAGGGCAGCAGAAAAGCAGAAGUACCUGGAGAUGGCAAAAAAGAGGCAGGACAUCAUGGCGCUGCUGAAAAAACAAAGAGAGGAUCGGAUUAAGAAAGAGAUGGUAUCCCGGCCGUAUAAGCCAAGGAAACGUGACAAGCCUGAAAGGUCUGACAGCAGAUCUCCACCAGAACAGUCACGCCAGGAUGCAGAGGAAGUGCGACGUUUGAUCUAAUGGCUGGUGUCACGAAGGAGACAUGAACGACUGUCACAUGUCAGCAAGUCCCACUCCCCGAGCCUCCUGAUCUACAUGCCCACAAAAUGAAUAAAUUGUUUCGGAGCAGAAAGAAAACAUUGUUGUCGCUAUUUUUGAAGUAACCUUUGUGGAGCCUAAAUCAUCACCGAAGAAGGUGAAAAUACAUAUUUAGAUUACAGAAGAAAAAUAUGUUUAUUUAUCUAUAUCAAUUUCGUUUGACACACUUUCGUUUGACGCAUUUGGGGUUGAAAGUUAACCUGACGCAACAUGUCAGCCAAACAUCUUACGAACUAUUGCACUUGUUACUGAAGUGGCGUAAAAUGUAACCAUAUAAAUAUAAUCUGUAGCAAACAUUAGGCUGUAAAAUUGCAUUGGUAUCGCCAAGUUUUACGCAUCAAAUGUGUGUUUAAUUCAACAAUUUCACAUAACCAUAAUACUUAAUUGUCGUUGUACGAUUGUACAUAUUACGACAAACUGUAAACAUGAAUCAUUUUCCUUUAAACUUAAUUAAAAAUAUUGGAGUUCC